UCUUUUUUUAGAAUAAAAUAUUAAUUUAUUUAUGUAUAUAAUUGUAUAUUGCUAUUUAUAUAUAAUUAAUAAAAUACAUAAUAUAUGAAUAUUAAUAAUAUAAUUUUUAUAUGAAAAUAUAAAAGAUCAUCCCUACCGGCCCCUCACCCCUUACCGUCGGUAUCCCCUACGCCGGCGCCUCCCUCCCCCGUUCUCUGCCAUCACCUCCCCUGUUCUCUGUCUAUAUUUUUGUGCAGUUCUUUGAGUGUUUUUAUUAGAAUUUUCCAUUUUUAUGAUUUUAUUAUUUUUUCAGACAUUUAGGUAAGGAGAACAUGAAUAUUCAAAUUGUAGGUAGUGCUGUAGUGGGGGUUGUGGUAGUUUGGAAAUUCGAGGGUUUUAAGUUCUGAGUAGUUUUCCAAAUCUGAUUGAAAUUCAAUACUCGGAAUAACUUUUCUUUAAGUUUUUCCAAAGAAUUAAAGGCUUCUGUUCCCCCUUGCAUGCCAUGAGAAAUGCCGUAUCUACAGCUCAGAAAUGCAAAGUUUGAUCUAUCCUACUCCUUGACGGCAAUUUCCGUAAGAUCUAUACAUCUCCUCUAUAACUCUACUCCUAAAAUGCAAUACCCAAAUGCUGAUUCAAACCCACAACUACUUCCCUCCAUAUCUUCGCCAAAUCCGUUGCAGUCGCAAUUUCCAAGUACACUACGUCAUCCGCAUGAAAUUAACCACGUCGUCAUGAGCAACAAAAAGAUAACCUCCUAUAUUCGACGUGGGGACCUAAACUCAGCAAUGGAAGUUUUUCUAAAUAUGAAGAUGAGGACAACGGUCACUUGGAAUUCGAUUCUAUCCGGGUUUUCAAGCAAGCCAGGGAAACUGAAAGAAGCAGAAGACCUGUUUGAUAAAAUUCCUGAACCAGACACUGUUUCGUACAAUGUCAUGUUGGCUUGUUACUUCAAAAAUGCUGCUGUGGAGGCAGCUAAAGAUUUCUUCUAUCGAAUCCCGAUUAAAGAUAUUGCAUCAUGGAACAUUAUGAUUUCAGGGUUUUCGCAAAAUGGGAGGAUGGAUGAUGCUAAGGAGUUGUUUGAUGUCAUGCCAAGAAGAAAUAUUGUGACCUGGAAUGCGAUGAUAUCGGGAUAUGUUGAGGCUGGGAAUAUGGAAUCAGCGCUAGAAUUAUUUGGAAAGGCUCCUGUGAAGAGUGUAGUUGCCCGGACGAGUAUAAUCACUGGGUAUAUGAAGUGCAGUGAGGUUGAAUUGGCUGAAAAAGCUUUUCAUGAAAUGCUGGAAAAGAAUUUGGUAACCUGGAAUGCAAUGAUUGCGGGUUACGUGGAAAAUGGUAGAGGAGAGGAUGCUUUGAAGCUUUUCAAGAAAAUGUUGGAAUUGGGGAUCCAGGCCAAUCCGUCAAGCUCGAGUAGUGUUCUUUUGGCUUGUAGUAAUAUGUCACUGUUGAAAUUGGGGAAACAAAUUCAUCAAUUUUUGUACAAGUCCCCUAUGUAUUUUGACACGACUGUAGGAACUUCAUUGAUCAGCAUGUACUGCAAGUGUGGGGUUCUGGAAGAUGGAUGGAAAUUGUUUAUGGAGAUGUCAUCUAAAGAUGUGGUGACUUGGAAUGCAAUGAUUUCAGGCUAUGCCCAGCAUGGGGUCAGCGACAAGGCUCUCCAUCUGUUUUCUGAGAUGAGAGAUAAAGGAACGAAACCAGAUUGGAUUACCUUUGUUGGAGUCUUAUCUGCCUGUAAUCAUGCUGGAUUAGUGGAUCUUGGGAUUUAUUAUUUCGAGAAAAUGCAAAAGGAUUAUGGAAUUAUAGUAAAACCAGAUCACUACACAUGUAUGAUUGAUCUACUUGGUCGAGCUGGUAAGCUUACUGAGGCAGUGGAUUUGAUUAAAAAUAUGCCCUUUAAACCUCAUUCUGCAAUAUAUGGAACCCUUCUAGGUGCUUGUAGGAUACAUAAGAAUUUAGAAAUUGCUGAGUUUGCUGCCACAAACUUGCUUAACCUCGAUCCUGUUAAUCCGGCUGCCUACGUGCAACUUGCUAAUGUCUAUGCUGCAAAGAAGAACUGGGAAGGUGUUUCUAGAAUUAGAAGAUCAAUGAAGAAAAAUAUGGUCAUUAAAACACCUGGAUGUAGCUGGAUUGAGAUAAAGAGUGUAAUUCAUGAGUUCAGAUCAGGAGAUAGGCUUCACUCUGAGCUUGUACACAUACAUGCCAAACUCAUUGAGCUUGAGAAAAAAAUGAAGUUGGCAGGUUAUGUGCCUAAUCUUGAAUCUGCUUUGCAUGACGUCUCGGAGGAGCAAAAAGAGCAGCUACUUCUGUGGCAUAGUGAGAAACUUGCUAUAGCCUUUGGAUUAAUAAGGGUGCCAUUGGGUCUACCAAUCAGAGUAUUUAAGAACCUCAGAGUUUGUGAAGACUGCCAUGAGGCCACAAAAUUUAUCUCAGCAAUAGAAGGUAGGGGAAUAGUUGUGAGAGAUACGACAAGAUUUCACCAUUUUCAGGACGGAAAAUGCUCUUGUGGCGAUUACUGGUAGACGCACUAAACAGAAGUGGAACAGCUCCUUAAGUUCUGUUUGAGAUAAGUUUUGGUUCGCUUUGUGACCAGAAACUGGUUACUUGCCAUCUGUGAAUUUUACUAUCAACAAGAAGCUGCCAGCCAGGCUUGGAACUCAUCAUGUCAAAUAGAUCUGCAGUCAUAUUUUGACACUCAAGCGGCAUAUGAAACUCAUGCCUGCUUGCAUGAACCUCUCGGGUCCAUUCUUGUGCCAAGCUCCAAAACAAGGUGAUAUCAGUCUCACCUCUGCUCACCCCUCGAGCCAACGUUUCAGUCAGAAAUUUCAGAAAGGUCACAAUCUGUAUAAAGGUUUUCCAUUUGCAAUGUAGCACAAACAUUAUCUGAUGAUACAUUAUGGUCACUGAGGAAGUGACAAUCUGUGUAGGCAACAUGUAGAAGUGAGGACUCUCUUCUGGAGUGGACCCCUAAAUACGUACAUAAAAGAAAAAAGAAUUU
This is a messenger RNA of Sesamum indicum (sesame), 2968 nucleotides long. RefSeq names its product Tetratricopeptide repeat (TPR)-like superfamily protein. The record is from RefSeq and is a predicted model, not a curated record. Gene Ontology annotation, biological process: RNA modification. Gene Ontology annotation, molecular function: RNA binding; zinc ion binding; protein binding. Lineage: Eukaryota; Viridiplantae; Streptophyta; Magnoliopsida; Lamiales; Pedaliaceae.